Messenger RNA from Rosa rugosa (rugosa rose), 861 nucleotides. Its product is annotated as disease resistance protein RUN1-like. The record is from RefSeq and is a predicted model, not a curated record. The transcript is spliced from 2 exons. The coding region runs from base 420 to 749 and encodes 109 amino acids. Lineage: Eukaryota; Viridiplantae; Streptophyta; Magnoliopsida; Rosales; Rosaceae. Gene Ontology annotation, biological process: signal transduction.
UACAAGAGGCAUCGAAAGUCUGUAUACAUGAUCAUUGAAACUCCCAACUCUCUGUUGCAUCGGCCUAACAAUAUGGAUUUGCCAUUACCAAAGAGAAGAAAAAUCCAUUCGGAUUCCAUAAUUACUCAACAAGAAAAGGCCUCUCGCUCCUCUUCUAGUCUCACUCCUUCAUGUCUAUACGAUGUCUUUUUGAGUUUUAGAGGUGUGGAUACACGAAACAACUUCACAGGCCAUUUGCACACUUAUUUAGUUCGGAAGGGAAUUAAAACCUUCAUAGAUGACGAAGAGCAUGACAAAGGAGAAGAAAUAUCAUCUGCACUUCUCAAAGCAAUUGAAGGGUCGAAGAUUUCUAUAGUCAUGUUCUCUGAAAACUAUGCAUCCUCAGGGUGGUGUUUGGAUGAACUUAUUAAAAUCCUUCAAUGUAUGGAGUUGAAGAAACAAUUGGUUUAUCCGGUGUUUUACAAGGUGGAACCCUACGAGUACGAUACCAGAAGGGUAAAUAUGGUGAGGCACUUGCUAAACAUGAGUGCAGAUUCAAGGACAACAUGGACAAGGUGCAAAGAUGGAGGACGACUCUUAGGAAUGCAGCAAAUUUAUCGGGGCGGACUUUCGUGGACGGGCAUGAAGCUAAGUUCAUUAGUGAGAUCGCUGAAGAGAUUUCAGAACAAGUAUCAAACCGCAACUAUUUAAAUGUGGCAAAGUAUCCUGUUGGAAUAGAGUCUCAUGACAAGAUAUGGUUGGCCUUUUAGAUGUCGGGGGAAGUGAUGUUCGCAUGGUUGGUAUAUGGGGUAUUGGUGGGCUAGGGAAAACAGCAAUUACCAAAGCUAUAUGCAACUCAAUCGCCCAUAAGUUAAUUUGAAG